CGUUACUCUCGGCUGCUCGUCCCCGGAACGGCUGGGAACUGUAAUCUCAGUUUGUACCUGAGUCAAGGGCACUGAAUUACACACGUGUGUCUGAGAGAGAGAGAGAGAUACAGCAAGAGGAAUUUAAUAUUUUUCAUUUCUUUGAUCGGAGAUUUCAAACACUCCAGGACUGGACAGCUAGAAAUGAAGAAAGCUUUUACCUUUUCUGUCUGGAUUUGGUUUGUGGUCGUGUGUAAAUCAGGUUUGGUGCAGGGAUUCUCGAUGACAGCGCCCACACUCAAUAUCUCGGGAACAGAAUACUCGCUCGACGUUAGCAACACCCUUACCUUCACCUGCAGAGGGCAGAGGCCUCUGGGGUGGAGCUGGCCUGGGAAACCUGCAGUUGAAGACAACACAAAAUCUGCAUCUUACUGGUCGGAGGAACUUGGGGGACGGAUAGUGAGCAUAAGGGAAUGCGAUGGAUCAGAGAGAGAUCAAUACUGCAAGACAUUCAUGCUAAUGGGUGCCAGAGCUAAUGAUACAGGCUAUUAUCGCUGCUUCUAUCACUUCAUUGAACCAAUCGUUGAUGGAACAACGGCGACCAGUAUAUAUGUGUUUGUGAAAGAUUUCCAGAAUCCAUUUGUCAACACAUCGCCCAAUGGUACCCAAAUCUCACCCGUGCUGAUCGUAAACAGCCCGAGAGUUACUGUGCCGUGCCUUGUGUCCAUUCCGUUUCUCAACGUCACGCUGCGAUUGGGUCUUACAUCAAAGACACUUUAUCCAGAUGGAAAAGAUGUGAUUUGGAAUAAUAAAGAGGGAAUGAUUGUCUCACGGCACAAAAUUGAAGACUUACUGUAUGUUUCCUGUGAAACUUUCGUCAGUGGCAUACAAUACAAAACAUCACCCUACUUCAUCCAAGUCACAGGACAAGUGAUUUACAAGUUUACACUGAAACCUAAUCGCACUGAACUGGUGGCAGGGAAGAGGUUGGUACUGAACUGCACCGUCGAGGCAGAAUUCAACGUGGUUGUAGACUUUCAGUGGGAGUACCCAGGAAAAAGACAGAUGACUGAUCGAGCGGUGAUUUCAUCGCAAAAACGUGAGCUGAACGAAGGGUUAGAACUGAGCAGUACUCUCGUCAUAAAUAACAUAACAACAGCGGAGCAGGGCACUUACAUCUGCAGGGCCAAUAAUGGCUUCGACAUUAAGGAGAGAACAGCAGAGGUCAUUGUGCAUGAAAAGCCUUUCAUCCAUGUGGAUUACAAUAAGAGCCCCAUCAUUGAAGCAACGGUGGGACAGAAGAAUGUGUAUCUCCCUUUGAGGUACCGGGCCUACCCUCAACCUGAGUUCAAAGUGUACAAAAAUGGAAAAUUUAUCAACAAAAGUCCAUCCUUUAACAAGGUGAAGCUUUCACGAAUGGGUUUGAUGAUUGGGGAUGUGACCGAGCAGGAAGCAGGGAACUACACCGUAGUGCUACGAAACAGCAAAGCUAAACUCGAGGAGCGUCUCCACUUGCAGCUUGUGGUCAAUGUCCCACCUCAGAUUCAUGAGAAGGAAGUGGCCUCCCCGACCAACAUCUACCCACGUGGAAGUCGCCAGACACUGACCUGCACCGCCUAUGGGAUCCCUGCUCCUGUGAAAAUACAAUGGUCCUGGAGGCCAUGGGGGCCUUGCGGUUUAAAAUCCUACCGCAGCCUGGGUCGAGCAACCAUGAUGCGUCGACCGCGGGACAGGACCCCCGAGUGCCGAAACUGGAGGGACAUCUCAACAGGAAGCGCCAUCAACAGGAUUGAGAGUAUUGAAACCAGCACAGAGAUUCUGGAGGGAAGGAACAAGACGGUCAGCAAGCUGGUGAUUUUAGCUGCAAAUAUCUCCGUAAUGUACAACUGUUCUGCUUUCAACAAAGUUGGACGUGAUGACCGGGUCAUCUACUUCUAUGUGACAAGUAUCCCAGAAGGGUUUGGAAUUGAUCUUCAGCCUUCGGAGAUCCCGGUGGAAGGUGAGGAUGUGAAGCUACGUUGCAAUGCAGAUAACUACACGUAUGAGAACCUGCGAUGGUACCGUCUCCUUCCCAGCGCCCUGGAAGGGGAGCUCGGAGACCCCCCGGUCCUGGAGUGUAAAAGCAUGCACCUCUUUGCCAAGGAGAUGAAAGGAGUGAUGAUGCUGGACUCACUGAUGAAAGGUGUGGCCCUUGAGCUUCAGAUUCCCAGCAUUACUCUACACGAUGAGGGGGAUUACGUGUGCGAGGUCCAGAACAAGAAGACUGGAGAGAAACAUUGCCACAGGAAAUACAUCUUAGUGCGAGCUCAGGAGAUGCCAAGUCUCCUCGUCAACCUGACUGAUAUUUCAGUCAACAUCAGUGACUCCAUCCACAUGAACUGCAAAGCAAGCGGCACUCCCCACCCCACCGUCAUCUGGUUCAAAGAUGAAAAGCCACUCCAUGAGGUCUCAGGGGUCAUCCUCAGUGAGCAGAACCAAAUGCUGACCAUCCAGCGAGCACAAGAAGAGGAUGCCGGGCUGUACAAGUGCUUUGCUUGUAACUCCAAGGGCUGCGUCAAUUCAUCUGCUAUCAUCUCUGUCGAAGGAGGUGAUGAUAAAUCAAAUAUCGAAGUUGUGAUCCUGGUUGGAACUGGAGUUAUUGCAGUCUUCUUCUGGGUACUCCUCAUCCUUAUCUUUUGUAAUGUCAAGCGGGUAAGAUUCCUGGGGACUAGUCCAGCUGAUAUCAAAACCGGAUACUUGUCGAUAAUCAUGGAUCCAGAUGAGAUUCCAUUGGAUGAGCAGUGCGAGUACCUGCCCUAUGAUUCCAGCAAGUGGGAGUUCCCCCGGGAUAGGCUACGGCUUGGCAAAACUCUGGGUCAUGGGGCAUUUGGAAAAGUUGUGGAAGCCUCCGCUUUCGGCAUUGACAAAAGCAGCAGCUGUAAGACCGUAGCUGUGAAAAUGUUGAAAGAUGGAGCCACAGCAAAUGAACACAAGGCACUGAUGUCAGAACUGAAGAUUCUCAUUCACAUUGGAAACCACCUCAACGUUGUUAAUCUCCUGGGAGCCUGCACCAAAGCAAAUGGUCCUUUGAUGGUGAUUGUCGAAUACUGCAAAUAUGGAAACCUUUCGAAUUAUUUGAGGAGCAAACGUGAAGAUUUUAUCCCAUAUAGGGACCGUGCUCCAAAAAUGAGGAAUCAGGUGAUCUCAAUGGUGGAAGUAGUGAAAGGACUGGACAACAGGAGUCAGGCAUGUCCCAGUGAGAAUGCAAUCUGUAAGCGAACAGCUGUGGAGAAAAUCCUUUGUCAUCCUGAGGAGCUGGUGGAAGUUGACGACCUCUGGCAAUGCCCUCUGACCUUAGUGGACCUUAUCUGCUACAGCUUCCAAGUUGCUCGUGGGAUGGAGUUCCUGGCAUCUAGAAAGUGUAUUCACAGAGACUUGGCAGCUCGCAACAUUCUCCUGUCUGAAAACAACGUGGUGAAGAUCUGCGAUUUCGGCCUGGCCAGAGACAUCUACAAGGAUCCCGAUUACGUGCGAAAAGGGAACGCUAGACUCCCGCUCAAGUGGAUGGCUCCUGAGAGCAUUUUCGAUAAAGUCUACACCACUCAGAGUGAUGUGUGGUCAUUUGGGGUCCUCCUAUGGGAGAUCUUUUCUCUGGGUGUCUCUCCCUAUCCUGGAGUCCAGAUUAAUGAGGAAUUCUGCCAGAGACUGCGGGAAGGCACCAGGAUGCGAGCUCCAGAAUAUGCUACAGCAGAAAUCUAUCGUAUAAUGUUGAGCAGCUGGCAAGGGGAACCGAAAGACAGGCCAACUUUCUCUGAUCUUGUGGAGCUCCUCGGAGAUCUGUUGCAAGCCAAUGUCCAACAGGAUGGGAAAGACUACAUUCCUCUCAGUAUGUUGCAGUGUACGGAAGACGACUUGUGUUUUUCCCAGCCGUGUUCAUCCAUGUCUCACGGAGAUGAUAAAGGGUCUAAAACAAGAUUACGAUGUGACAGUAUAGGACCAAGAUACUAUAACUGUGUGUCUUUUUCUGGACAUAUAUCGGGAGAGAGUCAGAUUAAAUGCCCAUCAAGAGUGAAAACAUUUGAAGAUGUCCCAGUGGAAGAGACAAUGCAGACCAUGCAAAAUGACAACCAGACAGACAGUGGGAUGGUCCUGGCAUCUGAAGAGCUUGAGAAGAUAGAGAUCAAGCAUAAAAAGCAAAUGGUGUUCAGAAAACCUUCAAGUAAACACACAGACUUGGUCUCAGAGUUUUGCAGACGGCCAGAUAGGUGUAGAUGCAGAUCAGCCUUGCAUCCUGAGGCCUCAGGGCAGACCAUUCACAGCAAUGACUAUGGACACCUCUUGCAUGGUGCUCAGGAGCACAAGGGAUGGAGUACACAGCGCAUGGACCCCACCACUUCAGAAAACAACUCCAGCUUCUAGUGCUCAACUCCCAUGUGAAGAAUCUCCACAGGACUUUUAGUACCAGCCCGAAGCAUAAUUUUAGACUUUGCUCAAAGAAUGUCUUGCUCACUCUAAGCAGGUCUUCAACUGUAAGUGACAUGAAGUAACUAAAUAUCAAACAAACCAAGGAGGGGGAAUUUCAGCUGUUUUCCCAGUUGCAAAAAUUCAGUUGUUGUACAAUCUGCCCAGUUUUCAACUGCUAUGAUUUAACUGCAAAUGGAGACUCGGCUGUUUCUAUAACUAGCUGCCUGGGAAUAAGUUUGAAACCUACCCCAACUGUGUUGGAGGACUUUAGUUUUCCCAUAAAGAAACUAUAUAUAACCGGAUUUAUAAUUAUGACAUUAUUCAAAGAAUCCUUUUGAAAGUCUGUUGUUUCCUUUUUUACAUUUUUUCUCUAGUUUUAUCGUCAAUUCACUUGGAAUCUGUGUAUUUUGACACUAUGAUAUAACAAAAAAAUAGAAUUUAAUAGUAAAGUUGCUUGUACACAGGUUCCUCAUACACUGAGGGUAGGGCAGGGACACCCAAAUUCUCAGUGUUGACCAUUUAUUGUGAGAUUGUUAAUGUUUGUAUAAAGAAUGUCUGUAUGAUUUUGUAUCAAGUGGUGAGCAACCGAAAUCUUCUCUCCUUGAGAAUAAUCAAGUGAUUUCCUUUCUGAAGUGUUAAGAUAUUGAGAUGUUCAGUGUUUGUAUCCAAGACAGUCUCACUCUUUCUCUACCACACUCCCUUUCAUCUGAUUGUCACAUUCCCCCAAGUCUGUACCUGUGCUUCCAUUUACUGGACUGUCUGACCCUGUCUGCUAAACUACAGAAAAGAUACCAAGACUCAUACACAGAGGAAAAUAAAUAAUUUACAUAUCUGCAGUGCUUUUCACAACUUCAGAGCAUUCUUUGGCUAGCAAAGUAGCUAGGGAGUACUUUUAAAAUGUAGUUAUUAUGGCUGUUGCACUGCCGAAGCUACGGCAGAGGAGUGAAUGACCAGAUGAUUCUUUUUAAUAUUGGUUGAUGUGUAACUCUUAGCAGCAUGUUGUGGGUGGGGGAUAUCCCCUUUUCUUCUUCAAAAUCCAUAUUGUGCUCCGGUCUAACCAUGCUCCAGGUCUGUGCACCGGUCCAACUACAACUACUGACUGCUCAUAGAUCUAGCUUCAACCUCUGACUGCCCUCCAGUCUAGCUGCAACCCUAGGCUACAGUCCUGUCCAUCUACAACCCCACACUGCCCUCCUGUCCAUCUGUGACCCCCACACUGCCCUCCUGUCCAGCUGUGACCCCACACUGCCCUCCUAGCUAGCCAUGACUUCACGCUGCAUUUCCAUCCAUCCAUGACUCCAGACUGUGUUCCCAUCAAGCUGGGACUCAGACUGAACUCCUAUCCAGCCCCAAACCUAGACUACACUAAAUGUGUUUAGACUAGAGUGGU
Molecule: messenger RNA, 5812 nt
Organism: Chiloscyllium plagiosum (whitespotted bambooshark)
Lineage: Eukaryota; Metazoa; Chordata; Chondrichthyes; Orectolobiformes; Hemiscylliidae
Gene: flt4
Product: fms related receptor tyrosine kinase 4
Biological process (GO): vascular endothelial growth factor receptor signaling pathway; regulation of MAPK cascade; multicellular organism development
Cellular component (GO): signaling receptor complex; plasma membrane
Molecular function (GO): ATP binding; transmembrane receptor protein tyrosine kinase activity; growth factor binding
Source: RefSeq, a predicted model, not a curated record